Messenger RNA from Callorhinchus milii (elephant shark), 3995 nucleotides. RefSeq names its product cold shock domain containing E1, RNA-binding. Gene Ontology annotation, molecular function: nucleic acid binding. NCBI's taxonomy places the organism in Eukaryota, Metazoa, Chordata, Chondrichthyes, Chimaeriformes, Callorhinchidae. The record is from RefSeq and is a predicted model, not a curated record.
ACCGGGGCUCAUUCCUACGUCACGUGCCGCGCUGCUUAUGGCGGCGCUGGAGUGCUGCUGCUGUUGGGUAUGAAGUGAAAUAGAACUGAAUAUACCAUCUGAAACUGCUGCUUCCAGUUCGGAUCACGUUGAGGAAAAAAACAAGCUGAAACAACCAAAGAGCAAACUGCAGCUAAAGAAAACUUGAUCUGAAACAGAAGUUUGUGCCUACUCAACAGCCUACAAAGAGCACUUCCCAACGCUGCUAUACUUUCUACUCUUCUCAGUGCUGCCCUAGAGCACUCUCCAGUGCAGCAAGAAUAGGAAUUCUCUGCUAGCUUGAUAGAUCCUUCUCUGUCUCUUGUCCGCCCAUCAUUGUCAACCUCCGAACGUGCGCUAAACAGAACAUCAGACAACAGUACAAACUACUGACAAGUGCAAUAUUCAAAAUCACUACAAGCUUUAUGAGAUGGAGAAAGUGUACCCUGUGCCUUCAGAGCAUCUUGCUCCUCCAUCUUCUCGAGCUCUCUCUCGCCCUCUUUCAACUGGGCGCUCUGCCUCCAUCAGUACUAAAAAGCAGAAGAGGAUACCUCUGUAUCAGAGAUCAAUGAGCUUUGAUCCAAACCUCUUGCAUAACAAUGGCCACUCUGGAUUUGCUAACGGUACCUCAGGAGCUCUGCGUGAGACGGGUGUUAUCGAGAAGCUGCUGUCAUCAUACGGUUUUAUCCAGUGCACUGAACGUCAAGCCAGACUCUUCUUCCAUUGCUCACAAUACAGCGGCAAUCUGCAAGAUCUGAAAGUGGGAGAUGAUGUGGAGUUUGAAGUAUCUUCUGACAGACGGACUGGGAAACCGAUUGCUGUGAAACUUUUGAAGGUGAAGCCUGAAAUCUUACCCGAAGAGAGGAUCACUGGACAGGUUGUCUCUGCUGCACCUUUUAACCUUGAGAACAAAUCUGGGCUGAAACCGUCAUCUCCUGGUCAGACUUCAGGCAGUGUGUGCUAUGAACGCAAUGGGGAAGUAUUUUAUCUGACAUACACACCUGAAGAUGUUGAAGGAAACGUCCAGCUUGAAACGGGAGAUAAAGUAUCUUUCUCCAUGGAAACAAAUAAACACACUGGUGCUGUAAAUGCUCACAACAUUUUACUCGUGAAGAAGAAACCAGGACGGUGUCAGGGUGUAGUUUGUGCCAUGAAAGAAGCAUUUGGAUUUAUUGAAAGAGGUGACCUUGUGAAAGAGAUCUUCUUCCAUUAUAGUGAGUUUAAAGGAAACCUGGAAACCCUGCAGCCAGGAGAUGACGUGGAAUUUACAAUUAAGGAAAGAAAUGGAAAAGAAGUCGCCACUGAUGUGAAACUUUUGCCACAAGGAACCGUAAUAUUUGAAGAUGUGAGCAUUGAACUGUUUGAAGGAGUUGUCACCAAAAUUAUUCCAAAAGUAACAAGUAAAACCCAGACUGACCCUUUGCCCGGCCGCAUUAAAGUGAACUUUGCAAUUUCCAAAGAACUUCCCUUUGGAGAUAAAGACACCAGAUCCAAAGUGACCCUUCUAGAAAGUGACCAUGUCAGGUUUAACAUCUCCACUGAUCGGCGGGACAAGCUGGAGCGUGCUACAAACAUUGAAAUCGUCCCGGAUUCUUUUGAGUUGACUGGAGAAAGCAGAGAAAUGGGUGUGAUUGCAGCCAUGAGGGAUGGAUUUGGUUUCAUUAAAUGUGUAGAUCGUGAUGCCCGCAUGUUUUUCCACUUCAGUGAGAUCAUGGAUAGUCUUCAGCUCCACAUCUCAGAUGAAGUUGAGUUCACUGUUGUUCCCGAUGUUCUUUCAGCCCAGAGAAACCAUGCAAUUCGAAUUAAAAAACUCCCAAAAGGAACUGUGUCUUUUCAUACACAGUCUGAACAGCGUUUCUAUGGAAUUGUGGAUAAAGAAGCUGCCGGCACGAUAUCUAAAUCCAUCAGCCCAACCAAGGGGAAAGAAAAGGACUCAGAGGAAGGAAUGAUUACAUAUGAUGACUCUGGAAUACGAAUGACUGUGCCAUACCACAUAAAGGAUCUGGAAGGGUGUGCAAUUCCACAGCUUGGUGACAAGAUUGAAUUUAGUAUUUGUGAAGUUAAAAGAACAGGUCUUCAGAGUGCAGUGGCAAUCAAAAUUCUAAACCGUACCAAUGCCAAGAGACUUGUAGGAUAUGUGGCAGCAUUGAAGGAUAACUUUGGCUUCAUAGAAACUUCUCAGCAUGAUCAAGAAAUCUUCUUCCACUAUAGUGAGUUCUCUGGAGAUCUUGAUGAACUGGAGGUUGGUGAUGUUGUGGAGUACAGCUUGUCAAAGGGCAAAGGGAACAAAGUGAGUGCUGAUAAAGUUGCCAAGAUAACAACAGUGAAUGGUCCCAGUGAUGAAAUAUAUCCAACAGUAUACCUUGGCAAAGUCCUCAGGCCAUUACGCAGUGUGGAUCCACAGCAGGCAGAGUAUCAGGGACUCAUUGAGAUUGUAGAGGAAGGAAGCAUGAAAGGUGAAGUGUUCCCUUUUGGUAUCGUCAGCCUAGCAAACAAAGCAGACUGCCUGCAGAAGGGGGAAACCAUCAAAUUCCAGCUAUGUACUGUCACCCAAACAGGGCAGAAAAUGGGCUACAAUGCCACACCAUUACGCAAGGCUACAGUGGACUGUGUGAAAGAUCAGUUUGGCUUCCUUAACUAUGAAGUUGGUGACAGUAAGAAGCUGUUCUUCCGCGUAAAUGAGGUGUUGGAUGGUGUGGAGUUGCAGCCUGGAGAUGAGGUGGAGUUUUCGGUCAUCCUAAACCAACGCACAGGAAAGUGUAGUGCCUGCAAUGUGCUGCGUGUCAGUGAAGGUAUUAAAGCUGUGGCAGCCCCACGUCCUGACCGUUUAGUCCAUCGUCUGAAGAGCAUCACCUUGGAUGACGCGAGUGCCCCAAAACUAGUUGUGCUUCGCCAGCCAAAGGGACCCGAUUCCACCAAGGGAUUUACUGCAGAGAGAAAGAUCCGUCAACCUGGAGUCAUGGACUGAUUUCUUCUCUUUUCCUCCUCUCUCCCUUCCCUCCCCGCCCCCUCCCCCAGCAAGCACAUUACCCAUUGCAGUAUCCUCGGGGAGGGGGAGGGUUUACGCAAGAUUAGUCAGCCUCUGCCUCCCUCGUUACCCCCCCCAAUCCAAAAUGAAAACGGAAUGCAAUUUAUCUACUUUCAAGCAAAACCUUCAGUUCUACCAGUUGUCUGUGCUUUUAUCAAAAGCUUAAAAAAAAUACAAAAUGAAACAAAAAAAACACAAAAAAACACAAACCCAAAAAGGUCACGCACAGGCUCAGGGCAGUGAAUGAGCAGGAAGCCUUCUAGUUCUCACAACUUUAUAGGAGCUUGGUUUAAAAUUGACAGCAUCUUACAUCAAUGCUAAUUUGGAAUUUGUAAGUUUAUUUGCCUUUUAUGUUAGUGAUUGGAGAAAAAAAUUGAAAGAGAAGCUGUACAACUGAAACACACUGAAGAGUGAGUGCCAUGUGUACUGCCUAUUGUAAACCUCUCAGUACAAGCUUGCUGACGCUGCAGUACACUGCAGCCCUAGAACUUUUUUUCCCCUCCCCCUAUUCAAGAAACUAACAGAUUUGUGCCUAAAAGAAGAAUAUCACUGUUAUUUCCCAUGAAGGGCACCCUGUGUAUGCCGAAUGAAAAAGAACGGCUGAUUUUUUUUUAAAAAAAGUAUAUGAAUGCAUCAAGGUGGAAAUGAAAACAAUGUUUAAUCGUUGGUACUGUAUAUAUGCCUUUUGCAUAGAAACAGGGAGACUAGUUGAUAUCAAGCGAUCGUAAUCGAAGAACUGGUCUGUGUUCCUAUACCAAAUAAGAUCAGGAAUCUAAUUGAUGUUGAUGUGGGACAGAGGCAAGUACCUGUUUCUGUUUCGCCUCUACUCACAGUUUGGGGUUUGUCUAAGCUGGGAGAUGGCUUUGUUACAAGAAAGAAACACCUGGCUUUCUCCUGUGUCCCUGUUAAUGGUCAUGAAAAAGAAACUAGAAUAAAAAGUUUUACCAUA